GGUAUACACGACUAGACCCCGCGAUUUAAGUUUGCUCAGCUCUUGUACUACGACGCGAUACCGCGACGACACGAAGAAACGACGAGGAGAGCGCUGGCAGUAGAGCAGGCCAGUCCUGGCCAGACGCUUCGGCGAGCACACGCGCUCUUAACUUUUCUCUUAGCCGCCAGUUUUAUUUUUAAAUUCACGUUUCAAUUUUUUAUACUACUUUUUUUAUCAACCCAAUCAUUUUUUUGUGUUCAAUUAUUGGAUUACUUUACUUUUGUUACUUACAUCGAGAGGAUCUCACAGAUAAGACGAGACCCAGAGAACGAAAAAGGAAAAAAACAGAGCAAGAGAACGAGGAGGAGUAACGAAAAAUAAUCGAGAGACAAUGUCUUCAGUAAGAGAGAGCUCACACGUGAGCAGAAAGUACGUGAGUCAUGGCGGCGCUAUAUCCGGACAGGGCCACUCAGCGAACUCGACCAACAGCCUCGAGAACAACUUGGACGCUCUCCUAGAAGAUCUACAGACGAGUGUAUCCAGAAGUGCUACGCCCAGUGGACGGAGACCUUAUUCACCUCAAGUCGAGUACAGGACUGCUGCUAAUCCAACAAAAACAGUAACUGAAAUCAGAUCUAUUUCUCCAAUACGAACGAGCACGAGCACCAGGGAAAAGUACGUGAGCACAGGACCAAGUGGAGUAGGAAGUGGAAUACCAGGCUUGGAGGCACUGGACGCUGAAUUGCGAAACGUUCAGCCGGGACAGAGUAAGACCGUGGCAUACAAACAGGUCUCUUAUCAGUUCAACAAGAGUCAGGAUGGCAAGCCAGUAGACUCGUAUGGAACAACUGACAGAGCAUUCAGCACCAGCACUUCACCCUUCUCAGAUGACAUACAUGAGGCGAGCUAUGAAGAAAUCCAUAGGAAGCGAAAGAAUGUCGAGAAAACCACUAAGACAUCGACGGUCAACAGAGAACUCAUGUAUGGAGAUACUUAUUCGUCAUCUCGCUCGAAACAGGCAUCACCACUUCCGGGAGCACAAUCGCGAGAUGUUAAAAUAAUUCGCGAGGCAACCAGCUACCAGGAACCCAAGACAGUAUCAACUACUUACAAUACCCGGGAGCGUAUUCAAGAGUACGGAAUAGAACAGGUACCGGUGCCAUCUCCAACGCCGACGAUCCCGUUGAAUUUGGCGCCAGGUCCAAACACUAAAGUAACCACGACAAUAAAAACUUACACUUAUGAAUUACCUGGUGCUCCGGAAAUUUAUUUACCUCCUGGACACACGGGAACUGAUCAAACUGUUACUUACAAACUCGACAAAACACUCGAGAGAUCUGCGAGCCCUAUAAGAUAUACCAGCACACCCGAGAUAAAUCAAAAGUCAUCGAUACUUCACAAAGAAUCUAAAUACUACCAAGAAGAAUUACGAGGAUCUCCAACUUACAGAAAACCAAGUUCUCCCUACUCGUCGGGACCGUCGCCAACAAAUAUCGAAACAACGACAACCAGGAAGGAAAAUUUCUACAUAAAAGAUGAUCGCUAUGAAAACGGAUACUUACCAGUAGACAGAACAGACUAUCCCGGAUACCAGAACCAGCCGCCUUACACUGAAACCACAACGACGACGUUGAUUGACAGGAUCGAAGAACAUUUUCCGGACAAGCCGGGUUCGCCCUCGCGCAGUUACUACACAGCAACGCCUCCAAUUACGCCCCAAGCAACCGGUGUUUAUAAAUACACCAAGGAAUCCUACAGCAAUCACCAUCCAAGCGACCGCGAAGUACUUCUACCAAAACCCUUUCCAACUGGCACGCAACUGUACCCAGUCAAUGGAAAAGGUCCCAGUAAUGGACAGGGACCACCCGCUAAACUUGAUGAUCUUAUGGCUUCCUUCUCAGAAUCAGAGCGUGAAGUGUUAGUUGACAUAAAGCGUGAAGAGCAGAUGCAACGAAAAAACAAGUCACAAGAAAACGGGGUCCCCAAGAAAGGAGUCGACUUUAUCAGUCAUACACCUCCCAAAGUACAGAGUAAAAACGUUGCGGGUCCUCCUGUUUACUAUCCACCAGGCUCUGCGGAGUUUACCAAGAAAGAGGAAGGAGCCAUGAUGCAAGCGAGCGGCGAAUGGGCGAGGGCGAGAGGGCAGUACGAGUACGAAUCCUCAAGUAAAACUAAAACAAAACAAACCAGUGGAAAAGCUGUGGUUCCUGUAUGUCUUCCUCUCUGCUGCGCACUUCCUUGCGUUAUAAUGUAAUUUAUUAUUUAAAUAACGACAACUUACUUUUUUUUACUAACAAAAAAAAUAAUGAAUACACAUUUAAAUGUAAGUGUAUUCGAAUAAUUUAUAUCGGAGUAGUUAUAAAGUAAAAUUAAUUAUUUAAUAAUAAAUAAAAUAAUUCGUGAAAUUAUUAUAUUAAUAAUUAUAACAAUUGUGAAAAAUAUAUUGUCGGACUGACGUCAAAUAAUAUGUACACUACGGAAUUGUAUGUUGCCUAAUUGUGGAUAAUUAAUUUUUAAUAAAAUUAUUAUAGUUAAUUGUAACGACGAUUUAAUUAAUAAUAUUAAUCAACACGAAUAAUCCAAAUAAAAUUAUUGAUAGAGAAAUUAUCUUUUUUUUUAUAAUAAUUAAUGAUUUAUAUUUUAAUUUAUCAAUUUAUUUGAAUGAUAAUAAAAAAAAUUUUAAAUAAUUUUGAUUGUGACAACGAAUUAUAUUUUUUUGGCAACUAAUUUUGGAAUUUAUACUUUAACUCGGGGUAAGAAGGUCACGACCUGUGGAUAAAUAAAUUUUCAUCAUCAAAUUUAA
Microplitis demolitor is the source of this 2785-nucleotide messenger RNA. RefSeq lists its product as uncharacterized. The record is from RefSeq and is a predicted model, not a curated record. Bases 374 to 2236 code for a protein of 620 amino acids. Lineage: Eukaryota; Metazoa; Arthropoda; Insecta; Hymenoptera; Braconidae. The transcript is spliced from 10 exons.